Messenger RNA from Chaetomium fimeti, 1606 nucleotides. Its product is annotated as inorganic pyrophosphatase. The coding region runs from base 206 to 1486 and encodes 426 amino acids. The transcript is spliced from 4 exons. Gene Ontology annotation, biological process: phosphate-containing compound metabolic process. Gene Ontology annotation, cellular component: nucleus; cytoplasm. Lineage: Eukaryota; Fungi; Ascomycota; Sordariomycetes; Sordariales; Chaetomiaceae. Gene Ontology annotation, molecular function: inorganic diphosphate phosphatase activity; magnesium ion binding. The record is from RefSeq and is a predicted model, not a curated record.
UCCCGCAACACUAAAACGAAUUCCCGAUAUUUGGAAUAAAGUUGUGUUACUAACCGAAAGAGGGUCCCGAGCCGAUAAUUCGGAGAAGAACUGCGGCCGAAGGGGACGUCGGACUCUCGAAACAAACACCCGACCUUUACCACAAAAGCCGACCAGCCCUGCCCAGCUACAUCCUGGGUUACUUAAGCGGCAUCCGAAUGUUUUUAUGACGGCCUUACGAGUGCUGAGGUCAAAGCGGGCGCUGUCUGCGGGGCUCAGUCGACUCCUCACGCAAACGCAGCAGCAGCAGUUCCCGUCUCUUCAACACUUUGCAGCCCAAAACAUGCCGCAGCAGCAAUCAACCCGCCCUGGCCAAUCACAGCACCGUUGGCUGGCGUCACACCAAAAGAGGCCCACAUCUCCCUCUGGAACCCCUCCCCCGCCUUGCUCCGAGGAAGGUGCCUCCGCCUCCAGUGCUGAUUCUUUAGCUGCUGCUGCGACCUCGCACUCUGCCACUCCAACAAUUCCCUCGACUGAUCAAUCGUGUCCGGGAAGCUCACCCUCCGCUCGAGUAGCCCAAGUAUUACAUCACUUCUACCCCAAGGGAGUCUCCCGCGCAAGCACAGCCAACAUCAUGGCGUCUCAGUACACCGUCCGCAAGGUCGGCGCCCCCCACACGCUCGACCACCGCGUCUACAUCGAGAAGGAUGGCGUCCCCGUCUCGCCCUUCCACGACAUCCCGCUGUUUGCCAACCAGGAGCAGACCAUCCUCAACAUGAUCGUCGAGAUCCCGCGCUGGACCAACGCUAAGCUCGAGAUCUCCAAGGAUGAGCUCCUGAACCCCAUCAAGCAAGACACCAAGAAGGGCAAGCUCCGCUUCGUCCGCAACUGCUUCCCCCACAAGGGCUACCUCUGGAACUACGGUGCCUUCCCCCAGACUUGGGAGGACCCCAACUCCAUCCACCCCGAGACCAAGGCCAAGGGUGACAACGACCCGCUCGACGUGUGCGAGAUCGGCGAGCUGGUCGGCUACACGGGCCAGGUCAAGCAGGUGAAGGUUCUCGGCGUCAUGGCGCUCCUGGACGAGGAGGAGACGGACUGGAAGGUUAUUGUCAUUGACGUCAACGACCCGCUCGCCUCCAAGCUCAACGACGUCGAGGACGUCGAGCGCCACCUGCCGGGCCUGCUGCGCGCCACCAACGAGUGGUUCCGCAUCUACAAGAUCCCCGACGGCAAGCCCGAGAACCAGUUCGCCUUCACCGGCGAGUGCAAGAACAAGACGUAUGCCAUGGACGUCGUCCGUGAGUGCAGCGAGGCUUGGGAGAAGCUCAUCACGGGCAAGACCGCUCCCGGCAGCAUCGCCACUACCAACCUGACGGUCAGCAACUCGAGCAGCCGCGUCUCGCCUGACCAGCUGCCGCCCCUUCCCCAGAACCAGGAGCUCCCGCCCGCUCCGAUCGACGCCUCCAUCGACAAGUGGUUCUUCAUUAGCGGUGCCUCCUCUUAGAUGGCUAGGUCGUACGGAAAAGCGUCGCUGGAUAGUCCUUCAGGUAGAUAAAUCGGGCCUUAAAAAGUGAAAUAGUCUCGAGUUAAACGAAUAUGACUGGCACUGAUAUACUCCCUUCAU